This is a messenger RNA of Selaginella moellendorffii, 2847 nucleotides long. Its product is annotated as protein CHROMATIN REMODELING 25. Bases 106 to 2616 code for a protein of 836 amino acids. Gene Ontology annotation, biological process: double-strand break repair via synthesis-dependent strand annealing; reciprocal meiotic recombination. Lineage: Eukaryota; Viridiplantae; Streptophyta; Lycopodiopsida; Selaginellales; Selaginellaceae. The transcript has 22 exons. Gene Ontology annotation, molecular function: ATP binding; ATP-dependent chromatin remodeler activity; DNA translocase activity. Gene Ontology annotation, cellular component: nucleus. The record is from RefSeq and is a predicted model, not a curated record.
GGGAGGGUUUCGCGUCGCCGCCUCGCCUCGCCCGUGGAUCACUCGUAAGGUUCGCUUAGUGCGCCUAGAUUGCGCGAUUCUCUAGCUAGGGUUUGCGGCGCGGCCAUGGACGAUGAAGAUUUCCAGCUCGAGGACGAUGAGGAGGAAGAAGAAGGGGUAGAAGAUCUUGCCACGCCAGAGAACAGGAAGUCCGAGAAUGUGGCAGCGCUACUGAGGGGAGACUUGGUUGUGAAGCGACAGGCAUUGAUUCCAAAGGUUCUCACUGUCACAGACGGCGCUGCCGUGAUCAGGAGGCCUUUCAAGUCCCCGUGUCCUGGCGGGCAGAGCAACAGUGACGAGCUGCUUCGGCGCCUCUCCGCAAGGAAAAGAUUUGUUCCUUGGAAGAGACAGCCUCUACUUCCCUUGAGUCCCAAUGUUGAGACGCUGCCGAUUCAAGAGGAUCCCAGUGAAGGGAGUGUAGAGCUUCCGGAUGACUUCGAGCCUUUGGUGCUGUGGCAGCCUGAUGGAAACGAGGAUGGUGCGACUAUAGUGGUCGAUCCAAUUGUCGCGAAGUUCCUUCGACCACAUCAAAGGGAAGGCGUCCAGUUCAUGUUUGAGUGUGUAACUGGCCUUCGCGAGUUCUCAAAAGCUGGCGAUGCGGCUUGGUCUGGAUGCAUUCUCGCUGAUGACAUGGGGCUUGGGAAAACGUUGCAGUCUAUAACGCUUCUUUGGACAUUAUUGAGACAAGGUUUCCAAGGAUCGCCAAUAGCUAAGCGGAUUAUCAUUGUCACUCCCACCAGUCUGGUAAGUAACUGGGAGUCUGAGAUCAAGAAGUGGCUUGGUGGGCGCGCUAGCGUCAUUGCAAUUUGCGAGGCAUCACGUGCUGAAGUUCUUCAAGACGUGGCCAGUUUUCUUUCACCCAGGAAUGCAUUUCAGAUUCUUAUAAUUUCAUACGAAACCUUUAGAUUGCAUGCGGGCAAGUUUCAGAAAGAAGGUGCUUGUGAUCUUCUUAUUUGUGACGAAGCACACAGGCUGAAGAACGACCACACUCUAACAAAUCAAGCACUUGCUAGUCUUCAGUGCCAUAGGAGAGUUCUACUUUCUGGCACUCCAAUGCAGAAUGAUCUAGAAGAGUUUUACGCUAUGGUGAAUUUUACGAAUCCUGGCAUUCUAGGCGAGGUGGCUGCAUUUCGCCGGUAUUAUCAGAAUCCUAUUCUUCGCGGUCGUGAGCCUGAGGCUACAGAAGACGCAAGAAAACUAGGAUUGGAGCGCUCUGCGGAGCUAAGCGAGAAAGUCAAUCAAUUCAUACUUCGGCGUACGAAUGCACUUUUGUCCAACCAUCUUCCUCCCAAGAUCGUGGAGGUAGUUUGCUGCAAGCUGACAAACCUGCAACGAGAGCUGUAUACACACUUUAUACACUCAAAGAAUGUCCGUCUGGCAUUGCAAGACAAAGCAAAACGUGCUCGUGUCCUUGCAUCAAUUACGGCUUUGAAAAAGCUUUGCAGCCAUCCAAAGCUGAUAUAUGACACUGUUCGUGCGGGCGGAUCAGAAGCCGCUGGCUUUGAGAAUUGCAUGCAAUUUUUUCCGAAGGAGAUGCAGACUGGAAGAGGGACUCCUUCCGACGGAAGCUGGGUUAAGUUGUCUGGAAAAAUGUUUGUUCUAGCUCGUCUACUGGAGAAUCUACGGAAGAAAACAAACGAUAGGAUCGUGCUUGUAUCGAAUUAUACACAGACCUUGGAUCUCUUUGCUCAACUCUGUCGAGAACGGAACUAUCCCUAUGUAAGGCUUGAUGGAAGUACGUCGAUUGGGAAAAGGCAAAAGCUGGUGCAAAAGUUCAAUGAUCCGUCACAGAACGAAUUCGCUUUCCUACUGAGUAGCAAGGCCGGUGGAUGUGGAUUAAACUUGAUUGGCGGCAACCGGCUGGUUCUAUUUGAUCCUGAUUGGAAUCCGGCAAAUGACAAACAGGCAGCAGCGCGUGUUUGGAGAGAUGGCCAAAAGAAGCGUGUGUACAUCUAUCGAUUUUUAGCAACUGGUACAAUCGAAGAGAAGGUUUAUCAGCGUCAAAUGUCGAAGGAAGGACUUCAAAAGGUGAUCAGUGGCGACUCCAAAGCUGAGGUCAACGCGCUAUCCACAGAAGAUUUGAGGGAUCUGUUCACCCUUCGCGACAUAAGUUCUGAUACACAUGACACGCUUGAUUGUGAACGUUGCGAUGUUGAAAAUGUUCCAAAUGAACUAGCUAAUCAACUAGGUGAUAUAGGCGCUUUCGCUAAGACUGCCGGCUGUCUGGAGAGGCAAAGGCAUUGGGAGAAACAGAUAGGUGAGCCUGCCGAAGAGGACCUGAUACGCUGGGCUCACCAUUCGCACCCAUCAACAGUCCCUGAUGUCAUCUUGCAAUGGGCUGCUGGUGAAGAGGUUUCAUUCGUUUUUACGUGCCAAAUCGAUGGUAAAGUAGUUCCUAUAGACUCGAUUUUACCAUCAGCUGCCGCCGAGGAGGAGAGAGAUUCUACGAGAACGGCUAGAACCACGCUGCCGACGUUCGCGCAAAAAAGAAAGCUUGACAAGUCAGUAUUACAAGCCGCCUGUUUGCGUUCGCCGAAGAGGGUCUGCAUCGAUUUAGAAGUAAGUGAUUCCGACUGAGAGACAAGGAGGGAAGGGCCCCCUCUCCUCGAGAAGAUGCCGAGCAAAUUGCAAGCGUGCUGACGUCGGUGGCUUAUUCCCCUCGAUCGGCGUCUGAGGAUCGAGACGACGUAAAAGCUAUCCAGCCAGACGCUACAGUUUGGUUUGGUUUGAGGGGGCAGAUUCCUCAGUGUGUGGCUCUCUGCAACGAUGACCGACUAAUGCUACUGUUUAACUCCGGUGUCAGCUCAA